This is a messenger RNA of Megalops cyprinoides (Indo-Pacific tarpon), 5198 nucleotides long. It is a transcript of the gene cped1, whose product is annotated as cadherin-like and PC-esterase domain containing 1. The record is from RefSeq and is a predicted model, not a curated record. The transcript has 22 exons. NCBI's taxonomy places the organism in Eukaryota, Metazoa, Chordata, Actinopteri, Elopiformes, Megalopidae. Bases 386 to 3445 code for a protein of 1019 amino acids.
CGGCCACAGUGGUAUUCAUGGUUGUGAAACUGCGCCAGGACCGAGGCGCUCACAGAACCAACUAGAUGCAAUUAAUAACAGAAGAGCUUUUUUGAAAUAAGUUUAUUUUAUGGAUUUACAAUCAUUAUCUGUCGGCUCGGCUCCGAGUCGUGAGGAGAUCAUACAAGUGAUGGAUGCUUUUGUUUACUUUGCGGGACUUUAUUCGUUUUAAAAUCAACGUCGAGACCGUUCGAGGAUGAAACGAAUCGAGGGCAUGUCGUGCCCGCACCGUGCAUUCCAGAAAUGCGUUUUUCUCCAAAAUAGCUCCGCUUCACCUUUAAGUUCUUCGGAGUGCUGCCUCCGCGGCACGCUCGAGUGGGAUGCGGGGACCAAGUAAACAUUUCAAAUGUUAUGCCUCUUGUCCGCAGCCGUCGGAGCAGCGAGAGAAGCGGGGAUGAUCGGUCGUCGUCUCUGGGCACUCCGGCGUCGGUGCUGUCCACGUUCCGUGCUGCUUAUUGCAGUUGCGAUAUGCCUCUUCUACCAGACGUUGGUGGUCGCCCGGAGCCGUUUUAAAGCCACCGAUUCUAACCAGCCGAACAAGUCAGCGGAGGCGGACGAACGUUUUGUGCAAUUACUUUACAAAUAUCCACGGCGCCUUAUUUCUGUGAUCGAAAGUUUACAAAACGAAACGGCGAAUGUGGCCAGGUCCCGGCAGACCCGGGCGGGCCUCGCCGGAAGGGCGCUGGUGCUGACGGGUCAGCACGUCGCCACGGCUACGGAGGUCCAGCUGUACCAGCGUGUUCUGGAGGAGCAUGGCUACUCGGUCAGAGUGUCCCAAUUUUCCACUCUCCGACAGGACAGCAGCCAGCCAGGUGACAGUGAUUGGGCAGUGCUGAUUUGUCUGCGAGGCUCUGAGAAAAGCUGCCGCAGAAGAAUGAAGGCACACCCCUUACAGCCCCAUCAGAGGGUUAACACAAUACCCGCAAUGACACGCGCGUUCUCCGACGCGGACGGGCUCUGCAGGUUUCAGAGCGAUGGCAGAUUAGCAGGACUUGCAUUACCCAUAAUUCCCUCUGCCUGUGUCCAGCCAGGAGCAGCCCACAAUCCAGCCAAAGACCAACAGCCCCGACUGGACGCCCCCAACCGUCCUGCGGCGGGCCACGGGUUCACGGCCACGGUGAAGACGUACGUCCUCGUCACCUCGGUGACACCCCUCACGGCCUUCAUCCACCCCACCGGGCUGGUCAAGACCGACUCCGCCCACGACAGCUAUGUCACCAAGCUCCAGUCUUUCUUCCGGAAGCUCCUGUCAGCCGACGCGUCCCCCCAGGCCCUGCGCAACAUGAAGGAGGUCGUGGGCGGGGUCUUACUGGCCGCGGCGAUGACUGCUGGAGCGUCCGAAUCCGAAAGCAGGUGCGGACUCUGUUUCCAGUUGUUGACCCUGACUCUGCAGUUUAACUCCUCUCUCCGUCCUGAGAUUGUCCAGGUGCAAGAUGAAUUACACUUUGAGGACCUGGAGGACCCAGGGUUUGAGGGCCAAAUCGCGAAGGAGCUCAUCCUGGAAGAUGCUCUAAACUUCCUGCUGCCAGCUCGCUCUGACAAUCACAACACGCCGAGCACUUCCUCCGAGCUGGGCGCUGUGAUCACGCAGUACAGUGGCUGCGUGCGGACAAACAGUGCCUGUCUUCUUCCAAAUGAAGUGCUUCUGCUCCUCCAGUUUCUAUGGCAGCUGAAAAAACCAGGACCAUUUGAACUGCUCUACCCAGAAUCCUCUCCGGCCCUCUCUCAUCUACAGCGCUGCCUAGACCAGAGGUUCCACGGGGCAGAGGGAUCUGGGAAAGGAGUCCUGCUGGCGACGCUUUUGGACUGGGUCCGCAACCAGACAGACGUUUGGGGCGCGCCUGCUGGAACCACUCCGCCGGCGUGUGGCUGCCACAUCUGUCGGCAGGCACCGUUAAAGCGGGGGGCCCCCCUGGAACGUUAUUUUUCCCGCCUUAGGAUUGGUGACCCAGAGGGACAGGGAGGGAGGAGCUCCCCUGAGGUUUCCCAGAAUUCCCUGACAGAGAAAGAGAGGUGCUCAGAUCCCCACCUCAGGCAGGUGUACACAGACCCUCCGCUGGUGCUGACCCCGCCCUUCAGCCCCUGGGUCAAAGAGUACCGGGCCGAGGUUCCGUUCGACGUUGUGACGGUCAGAAUCCGGGCGGAGCCUGUCGGCCGACACUGCCAGGUGCAUCUGGACGAGCGCAGGGGACCCAGAACCGCGAACUACCCCGUCGGCCUCGGCAACAGCAGAAUCAGCGUCCUGGUGAUGGACGAGUCGGAGCCGGAGCCCGUCGUCAUGACAAUCUACACCCUCAACAUCUUCCGGGAGAGCCGGCCCAGCCUGCCCAUGUUCGACGAGUACGUCAUGUGCGGGUUCGUGCAGGAUUGCGGCCUGGUGGUCCAACCCGAUCAACCCUGCGGCUUGGAGCCCCUCCCGGGGUCACCCAUUUCAGGAAAGACCCAGGCCUCUCUUGGGCCUUGCUCCUCGGGAGAUGCCCCAGGUCGGUGGGUGGUGCCAUGCCUUAGUUGCUCUGACAAUAGAACCUGCGACUGGAGGGAGGUGAGCUGGCGUCCGGACGGCUGCUACCACCCGCUGCUGGCCCGGCCCCAGCUGCAGAACUGCAUGAUGGGCAGGAAGGUCCUGUUCAUCGGCGACUCCACCAACCGCGGGAUGAUGUACUACCUCAUGGAGCGCGUGAACGCCACGCUGGAUGACUGGGACAAGGCCCACGACACAGUCGUCUACCAUGUCAACGAGGGCAGGACCCUGAUCAGCUACUCCUACUACCCCCAGUUCUGGCUGGAGAAGGCCCGGAGACCCACCUUCGAGCAGGCCCUGGAGCAGCUCAUCAAGAGGUCCCGCCCUCUGGAGAACUCCCCCCAGACGGUGUUGGUUACCGGGGGCGUCCAGUGGCUGAACACCAACCACCUGAACAUUCUGCAUGAAGUCCUAAAGAGGGAAAAUCUUCUCAACAUCCUGGUGGUGAUAAAAUCUCUCGGGAUGGGAUUCCACCUACCUGUGGACGGGAUUCGCUCACUGUCCCUUCGCGGGGUGCAGGAUCUUUACAAUGUGAAUGAGGACAUUCUCACAACUGCAAAGCUUUAUGGGUUUGAGGUCAUCGACACCUUCCGCAUCACAAUGGGGCGCUAUAAGGAAUUCCUUCAGGGAAAGUGUGCCUGUCAUUUCCAUGAGGUUGAGAAGCUGACGUUCUCGGAAGAGCCGCUGCACAGAAAGAUGAAGCUCUUCCGACACUCUGAGGAGAGCAGGGCCCGGGCCGGCGAGCCGCCGACCCUGCAGGACCCGUGGUCCGCCUCGAACUCGCCCUAUCAUGUCAAAGGCACGAUAAACCAGGUCUACUCCGAGGUUCUCCUCAGCAGGCUGUGCUGGAGGAGCAGGAAAAACGCGACCGCGCGGUCUCUCUGAGAUACAGCGUGUAUGAGACUGCUCUCUGCAGAAUAUGACGCUAAUCCACCCCUGAUCUGUGGAUGCUUAUGGUGUGACAUGUCUCCACACUCUCAGCUGGGGAUUUUGAGCCGGUUGGAGUUGGAGUGAAAAGCAGUUUAGCUGAGACGUACUCGUGAACGCAUACUUGGAUAUUAACCAACAGGAGGAGUCUUUACAAACUAAACAAAAAGACAUGAUAUUCUGCUGAGCAGAAUAUCUUGGUUGACUCUUAGCUAGCUAUUAUCAAUGAACCCAGAAACUACAGAUGAUAAUUAGCCUCUGACCUUACUGGUACAAUACACUGGAUGUCUUCACAUCCAUGUUGAAAACUGUAUGCUGUCCCUGUGAAAUAACUAAAUGCACUACCCAUAUAAAAAGUAAUUAUUACGAUAUUACAUUAGGUCACAAAUGACAAAAACGUUAAUGUAAAAAUAUUUUGGGGUAACUAAAUUAUAUCUUUUCUCAUCAACAUGAUACACAGACCAAAGAUUCAAAAUGCCCAUCAGGUUUAACAAGCAAAUUUGAGUUCCAUUAAAUUGAUAAAUCUCAGUUCAAUUCAGCACUUAUUGCAAUGUACUUCAAUAUUUUUAACUUGCUACUGAAGCACACUUCCAGUCCCCUGUAGCAUUUUUGUCAUCACAGAGUACAGAUUCUCACAUUUUAUGAAUUUUAUUCAUUUUUGACCAGUGAAAUGGCAUUCUAUUUAUUUCAUACAACAGAUACAAUAAUUGCAAUAAUAUUGCUUCUAUUGAGUUGUCAGAAAUGUGACUGAAGCCAUGUAUUUUCAGAAUCUGUGUUAUCUGUGAUGCUAAAAAUUCUGCACCACCAUGGAUGUAAAAGAAUUUCCACUGCUGGUUUUAUUUUGCGCUGGGAGGUCAAAGAGAACCUCUCUUCCAGUGAAUUGUACCAGUUUGCAAAUUUAGGCUGACGGAAGAGUAAUGAGAGUUGUAGAGCUGGUGAAGCUCCCUUCACUCACAUUCUGAUGGACUGGGACCGCAACCAAGAUGGUGACGGGUUUGAUUCUAGGCUUCUAGAACAAGGGUAAUGCAAAACGAAGUGAGGGAACAUGCAAUAAUAGGUUAGGAUAUGGCCCAGUGUUAAGCAUCUGGAGAAAUACAAUGGUGUGGCUUAAUGAAAUGGAGCCAAGGUCCAGCAAUUGGACCCGUUCUACUUUCCUGGCCCGCAAUUGGCCAAGACUCUAUUAGACCAUGUCAUGUGACCUGUGCCUCGACACCAUAAGGUCAGGGAGAAGGGAGCGCGAACGAGGCAAGAACGACUGCAGCAGAUGUAACCAAUGAGAGCUGAUUCGGGCAAUGGAGUCCGAGAGGAACUUUUAAGUAGCUGCUGCGCGACCAAGACGGGCAGCCAGUUCCGCCCAAACAUCGUUAGUCACCGUCGACAUUACCCCGCCUAAUGUUCCAGCUCGCGCACAACGUUCUCGCAACGUUGCCAGGACACCGCAGCGGGGGGGGGGGGGCAGGAUUGUUUACAGUGUGGCGGAAAACGCCGCGACGGCAACGCCCGUUCGGAGUGCGCGGGGACAGCGCACACCUCCAGUGCCAAAAAUGCUUCUCAAAGCCAUCUUUCGACACGGUGGGGUCUCCACAGACACCUUGCACAGGUCUGCAGAAGCCCAUUGUCUUAAAUCCCACAUACCUCACUGUCAAGCAGACAGCUUAUUGUAUUCAAAGCCAAAGGUCUUGCAGAAUUUUUAUAUUGUUAUACAAAUGUC